AUGUGCCCUACUGCUCUCUGGCUUGUUUCCAGGACCCCGUGGUCGCACGCUCAAUGCUCCGAACCCUUCUACAAAGCGGCAGUUCACGACGCAAUAGCCCAGGACUCUGAAGCGGAUAGGGAGGAGAAACGGAAGAUGAUGGAAAUGCUGCAGAGGUUCGAAGAGGGCGCCGAUAUCUCCUUGGACGAGGACGACGGCGGGCUGGCAGAAGCCCUCGACGGCGUAGACCUUGCAGACGACAUCGACACGAACGAGCUCUUCCACCUCCUCCCGUCGGGACAUCGGGACGCCUUCCUCGCAGCUCUCCGGAAUCCGGACUCGAGCGCGGCCAAGGAGCUCAUGGAGGCCGCCAUGGCCGAAGGACUCGGAGAGGAAGGCGAGGUGGACAGCGACGAGCCGCCCCCGCCCUCAGUUCUACCUUGGUGGGAGGGCAUAUCGGGAGAGUCAGAGGACGGCGAGCCCUGCGCCGCUGAGCCGUCACCUGUCUCGGGGCCGAAACCGCGACCACCGCCAGGCUCCCAAGAGGUCCGCCAUGAGCUUGUUGAUCUCGCGCCAUUCCUGAAAGAGGGCAGCGUCGUGCGGUACGAGAGCCUCUCAGCCGCCUACGGGAGUGUGUGGGACUCGAUAGCGUCUCAGAGCGAUCACCCGCCACCACCGCGAUACCUCGCGCAGCUCCUGGAGACAACGACCAAGCUGCUGAUACCGCCGAUUACGGUCAAUCCGCCGCGCGUCGCGCUCGUGUUGGGGGAUUGUCAGCAAGUGCUCGAUAAAUUGGGCAAAAGGAAGGUGGCGUUUUACGAUUCUGCACUGGGGCAGGUGAAGCGCGCGGAGUGGGCGAAGUUGAGCAGUGAGGUGAGCAGGGAGGCGGAGAAGAUCAAGGCUGAGUUGGAGAAGGGAACGCAGGAGAAGGAGGGGCGACCUAUGCUUGAGGUCAAGGAGGAGAGGGGGCAUGAUCCCAUGUCCGGGGCCAAGAUUGAACUGCUAGACUAG
Trichosporon asahii var. asahii CBS 2479 is the source of this 990-nucleotide messenger RNA. RefSeq lists its product as uncharacterized. The coding region runs from base 1 to 990 and encodes 329 amino acids. The record is from RefSeq and is a predicted model, not a curated record. The transcript has 4 exons. NCBI's taxonomy places the organism in Eukaryota, Fungi, Basidiomycota, Tremellomycetes, Trichosporonales, Trichosporonaceae.